AUGUUUAGUAUGUGGAAAGUGCGAGAAAUCGCAGAUAAAGUAACCAAUGUGGUUAUGAAUUAUACUGAAAUAGAAGCCAAAGUUAGGGAAGCAACAAAUGAUGAUGCUUGGGGUCCAACAGGUGCUCUUAUGCAAGAAAUAGCUCAGGCAACUUUUACAUUUAAAAAUUUUCCCGAAGUUAUGUGUAUGUUAUGGAAAAGAAUGCUUCAAGAUAAUAAAACUAAUUGGAGAAGAACUUAUAAAAGUUUAUUAUUGUUAAAUUAUCUUAUAAGAAAUGGGUCUGAAAGAGUGGUUUCUUCGUCAAGAGAACAUAUUUACGAUUUAAGAUCAUUAGAAAAUUAUACAUAUUUAGAUGAAUAUGGUAAAGAUCAGGGGAUUAAUGUUAGACAUAAAGUUAGAGAACUAAUUGAAUUUAUACAAGAUGAUGAUAGGUUAAGAGAAGAAAGGAAAAAGGCCAAGAAAAAUAAAGAUAAAUAUGUCGGACUUUCAAGCGAUGCAGGGCUAGGCGGAAGAUAUGGCAGAGAAAGGUGGGAUGAUUUAGGAAGAAAUGAUUGGGAAUCUGAAAAAAGGCAUUCAGGUGGAUUUCAGGAUUCAACUUACAAUAGCGAUGAAGGUGAAAAAUAUGAUUCGGAUGGUGAUACAAAUGACUAUAACAGGUCACCGAAAAUUUACAAAGAUACUUGUGAUACAUUCAGUAUAGAAUCGAGCAAACAAAAAAUAGAUGUUAAAAAUAAUAUCAAUUCUAGCAUUAAUUCUCCGUCGAAAUUAGUUAAAACUGUUAAAAAAAUUGAUUUGGGUGCUGCUGCCAAUUACGUAGGAGAAUCAAGCAACAACAACAACAAUAACAAUAAUAACAAUAAUAAUAAUAAUAAUAAAGCGAAUAUCGAUUUAUUUAACUUACACGACGAUGAUUUCAAUCCUCGAGCUUCGGAUGCUCAAGAAUUUGGAAAUUUCGAAAGUGCUUUUUCUGAUAAAAAUUCUUCAAGUGUGCCGGAAAAUAAAACUAAAAGUGACGAAUUCGCGGAUUUCGCUUUUGCAUUUACUGAUAACAAUCAAGUGGCAAUCAAACCUAAUAACAAUAACAGCAACAAUAGUAAUACCAAUGCUCCUUUUGGCAAUUUGGAUUCCACAUCUAAUUCCAAUCAACUUAAUUUCAUACAAAAUGCCUUAUCUCCAUCAACCGUUAAAAAUUCAAAUGCUGAUUUAUUAAUGGGGAUGCAACAUACCUCAAAUAAUACUACAGGACAAACAUUUUCAGCGAAAAGUCUUUUAGAUGGUGUUGAUCAAGUGGCAGAUUCAAUCGGAAGUGAAUCAAGAUCGUUUGCUGGUUGUAUUGAUUUGCAUAAAACGGAAGAAACGUUAAAUCAUCUUGUGAAAGAGAAUUUAGAUAAAAAAUACGCUGCAUUUUCUAAACUCAUCGAUAAAAUUAACGAUAAUUCCAUUUCAGAAGAACAAUUUGAGGGAAAACAACUCGUGCAACAUUUGAAAUAUUUUUUAAAUCUCUUACCAGGCCAACUCACACCGCAAAAAAUAACAGGAAUCGAUUCCGAUUCGAAUGAAACCACGUAUUUCGUUCAAAAAUAUUACGAAAAAAUUGCUCAGUACCUGAUCGAAAAUAUCAAAAUAAUUUUAAAUUGUAACUCGCCAGAACUCAACCAUCUUGUUUUGAAAUUUUUUGCCGUCGAUGGAGGAAACAUUAAAAUUUUGAGUACCGUCAUGUUCAUUCUUGUUCACGGCAUCAAAAUCACAAAAUUUCCUAGCAGUUCGAUGGAUUACAUUUUAAAAAUUUGUCAUCGCGUUGUAAAAAGUGAUUUAAUAUCGUCUUCCAUUAUUCAGUCGUGCGUAAAAGGAAAUCCAUCGAAUUUGGAUGAAUUUUGUAAUGUUUUCCAUUCGGUUCUAUCAUUACCCGACAUAAUAACGAAUCAAACGAAGGGGAAACAUUGCGCUUUUCCAAACGAGGAAUUUUCCAAUGCUAUGUUUUUCCACGCCGGAAACAGCAUAAAAAUUUUGUCCGAAAUUAAUGAGUAUUUUUCGGAUGAUGAAAAAGAAAUGAUGAAUAUCAAGAGCCUUUCGUUUUUCCUGUCGAAAAUUUUAACUCGUUUGUCUCGAACUUCUCAAGGAUUGUUUAAUUUAAUACAAGUUUUAAACAUUUGGUGUGCGAAUAAUUUGGAAAUAAGACACGUACUAUUCGAUGCGUUAUCAAAUUUAAAUAAAUCCGGUGCUCAGUCGAUUAGUUUUCACAUUUUAUGCAUGAGUAAAUCUCCUAAAAAUGUGCACAACGUGUUAAAUGAUAUCGUUACGAAAGUUCCAGAGUACAAGCACAUAUUCAUAUCGAAAUUUCCACUUUUGAAUUAUUUCGACGAUGUACGGUAUCCCGAGUUUGUGACCAACCUGAUCGGAUACCUGUUUUUAGCGAAUAAAAAAUUACUUUACGAUCUCGUAAUUCAAGUGAUAAAAGUUUGGUCGAAUAAGGUUGCUGUUCAUAACACUCCAUCGGCACAACACUACUACUUGACAAAAUUAAUAAUAACGGGUGGACUUUUUUUAGAGGGUGUUUGUUCUUCGGACGAAAAAGACGAAAUACGAAAACUUCUUUUCACCGGAGUUCCCGUACAUUUGGAAUCAUGCGAUGAAGAAAUUCGCGGAUUGGGAAUGAUCACAGCUGAAAUAUUAAUACCUAAAUUUAUGAAUGUGAAAGCGGAAACGGAAUUGAAAUUCACUUACGAUAUAUUUAAUUCGCACACGCAAAAGUUAAUCAGUAAUCUAAGAAAUAUCGAUGUUGAAAUUGUCGAAAUGAAACCGGAAGGAGAUGGCGACGAUCAACUUUUGACUUUGUUGGGAAAAAAGGAGGAAUCAGUGGGAGAAGUUUUACCUUUGAAAGAGGAAACGUUUGAAACGAAACUAAAUAACGUUGCCCUGGACUCCCGUGAUAAUAAUAUCGAGAAAGAAUCGACUGAUAACGAGCCUAAUAAUUAUGAAGAUGAUGAUUUGGACAGCGAUGAUGAUCUUGUACCCUACGACACAUCAAACGACGUGAAAUCCUUUAAGGUUUCCCCACCGUUAUACCUGAGAGAUUUAAUCGAUAUUUUAGCCGAUCGACAAAAUGUGGAAAAAUUUUGCGUCGGUUUUGAAAACGCUCAAAAUCUCAUAAUGUCACAAUUGUCCAACGACGACCCCGAAAUCGGAAUCGAAUUGAUUCAAUUGUUUAUAUCUCUCGACGAUUCUUACGGCAUUGAAAAUUUUCUAACAAUCAAAUUUAGUUGUUGCGUUGAAAUAAUAUGUUCGUAUCCGAUUCAAGGUGCCGAAUACGUGUGCAAAGAAUUCAAUGCCGCGUUGAAUAAAUAUUCCGUAUCCGAUAGAUUAUUCAUGUUGGACAUAUUAUCGGCAUCCGCGAAAAAGUUAUCGGAAUCCGCGGAAAACCCAAAUCACCAAAGCAAAGUCGAUCGAAAAGUCGGGAAGAAGGAAAAAGAAUGGGAACUCGUCGUCAAAGAAAGAAUCAUGUCAAACACGAGAAGAUUUAUUUCCGGGAAAGGAAAACGAGUCGCGACGACUUAUAAAAAUAAUUUUCACGACGUGGCGGGUUAUUUUUUUUUCCCCCUGGUCAAAGACUACGGAAUCGGAAAAUUAACGUUUUCCAAAUUGGAAAAAAUCGACACGAUUCGAGACGAAGUUUUGAUUCUGACGAAAUUUUUAAACGCGGUGUCCGUAAUUAUGUACUGCAGUAAAAAUGCUCCGAUAUCACUUAGAAUAGCCAAAGAAGUUUUGGAAUUGGUAUGGACUCUGAGGUUUCACGAAGAGGGUAAAGUGAGGCUGGGAGCCAUGAUGUGCAUUGCGAGUGUUUUUUUAGCCGCACCCAAAGUCAAUUUAAUGGAUGAUUUACUCGUGCAAAUGCUCAACUACAGAGAUUGGUUGCUUUGUGUUAGCACUACGGAUCCCGACAGCGAUUGCAGAUCGUUUGCCAUGCAAUUGUGCCUGUUAAUUAAAGACCUUGAAUUUGAAUAA
Pediculus humanus corporis (human body louse) is the source of this 4002-nucleotide messenger RNA. Its product is annotated as epsin 4/enthoprotin, putative. The coding region runs from base 1 to 4002 and encodes 1333 amino acids. Gene Ontology annotation, cellular component: cytosol. Gene Ontology annotation, biological process: protein stabilization; telomere maintenance via telomerase. NCBI's taxonomy places the organism in Eukaryota, Metazoa, Arthropoda, Insecta, Psocodea, Pediculidae. The record is from RefSeq and is a predicted model, not a curated record. The transcript is spliced from 7 exons. Gene Ontology annotation, molecular function: Hsp90 protein binding; telomeric repeat DNA binding.